AAGUGCAACUUUCUUCUAAUAUUUUCGCGGAAUUCGUGCUUUUCAAAAUCAAUUACUCAGUGGUCGGGUUUUGUCAUGCGGAGAUCUAUGUCACCUCUUCCGAUGGAAAAAGGUCGGGUGACGUUUGUUCGGAAAAAGUUGGACCGCAGGAGGCAGGCCGGAGGGUUUAUUUCGGAGGGAAUCGUCAAACCAUGCUUGUUCAACUUGAAAAUAGGGUGCAACGGGAUUAAUCGUUGGAGGUAUUCAGUAUUUCAAGUUAGAUGUAAUGAAGUCUUAGCAAAAGAAGAAACCAAUAUAAAGGCCACUGACAUUUAAGCAUCUGUGUGAAACUUUCAAAUAUGAUUCCUUCCAUUCUUUCCCGCAACAACGAUUGAAACCUGAUUGGGUUCAUUUUUUCAUUUAAAUCAAAACAUUGAAAAAAAAGCAAUAACAAAGACAAUCUUCAACUAUGGUGAAGUGGAUAGCUCGGUGUGCUCGCCUUGUUUUAGUCAUCUUUUGCAUUGUUCUCUGUGGUGUUUACAGCCAUCCAGAUAUAUACCGGGUUCGACCCAAAGACGGCGGCAGAGUCAUACAGCCCUAUUCCUGUCGAGAUCCUGUAUCUAAAGGAGAGGGUGUCUGUAUGUUUUCUUGGAAUUGUCAACGCUCCAAUGGCACACAUCUCACCUAUUGCAUGGACAGAUUUUAUUUUGGCAGUUGCUGCAGACUGCCUCCAGGUGUUUACAUAGCUACUCCACCUCCAGAAUCUUCAAAUGAAGUUACAGAAACAGAAGAUACCCUUAAAACAAAAAUAUAUCCAAGUACUCAUAGAACUACAGAAGUACCUACAUCACAAAAGUGGUCAACAGAAUCAACAACACAGGAGAAAAAGGAGUCUAGUUCAAUUCGAUUCACUUCAAAACCUACCAGAUCUUCCACAACAGAAUUUCCACCCGGCCUUGUAACCUGGAGACCUAAUGCAGGCAUCCGAAGUACAAGAGUUCCUGUUAAAGUAAAACCUACUAAACUAUUUUCAACAAAGCCACUUUUUGCAAGUUCAACCACUGAAGACAAAACAACAGAACAACCUCCUUCCACUUCGACUUCGAACAUUAUAAUUGAAGUUUAUACUUCAACUAGUUCGAAAAUUGCUACACCUCAGUCUUCUUCUUCUUAUGGGGCUGAUACUUCUACAUCAAAAUCAACAACACAACGACCUCAAACUUCGGUAACAUCAGUUUCCAGACGGAGAACGAGGCCUACUCGACCACAUGGAAGCAGUUACCCAAAGCGCAAAACAAGACCGACAAGACCUUACCAUAAUAGAAAUACGACUCAAAUUAAAACGAAGCCCACUCGUCCAGUCAAUAGACCAACAACACCCAUUCCAACAGUAGACAGAGAAGCAACAACUUCACGUCCUACAAUAGGAACUUGGUCGAAUAUUCUUGACAGAACAACAAAACCAUUUUCGUUGAGAAGAACAACCUCUUCUUCUUUAACCAGAAAAACUACGCCUUCUUCAACGACGAAAUUAACGACUCCUUCAACGACGAAAAGAACUACUCCUUCAACAACGAAAAGAACUAUCCCUUCUUCAACGACGAAAAGAACUAUUCCUUCUUCAACGACAAAAGCAACAACUUCAGUUGUUGUUACAGGACCAUCGACUACUCCAACUUCCAUUACUUCAUCCAGCACUACAUCAAGAACGACUGUGAGAACAACAGUUAAAAAACGAAGACCUACUCGACCUCACACUGUCUCAACUACAUAUACUCAUCUUGCUCCAAAAACAACACAGACCACAACUCGGAGGACAACUCCUACUCUUCCUACUACUACUACAAGGAGGACUACGCCGAGACCUGUGGAAAUCAUUGAAAUUAUAACUUUUCCACCCUUUCCAGGAGCAACUCGCAAACCAACAGAACGUCCAUCUUCUUCUUUGAGUACUGCCUCUGAAACUCGUAAAACUACUACAUUAAGACCCACGCAAACAACUUCUACAACAGAGGCACCCUAUACUUCAAGCAUUUCAAGCACUACUGCAACAAAAACAACCACUACUGAGUUGUCAUCUACUACUCAGAAAAUAAUUCCCAGUCAAGAUUAUACAAAAGACAGCACUGUUGCUCAAACUUCAACCUCUGACGUCAUUUUAUUGACUACCAACCAAGAUGACGAACUAGUUUCUUCAUCAACUCUUAAUCCUGAUUUAGAACUAACAACUGAACAGGGGGAAGACACGACUGAACAAUGGUUUACUACGACUUCAGGCACACAAUAUGAAAAUCUUGGUAGAAAUCCCAUUGUUCAGCAUAGACCUGUUCAAGUCUUAUAUGAUGAACAUGGGAAUGAAAUUGUUAGCCAAGAACACUUUGAAGAAGUGUCUGCUUCUAAACUCGAGCACACAAAUAGUCCAACAUCACCUAUGACUAGAAAACCACCCACAACAACAACUAUGAAAGUUCCAUCAACAACAGAUGAAACAUCAACGCAAUUUGAUGUAACAUCAAAGCAAUUUAAUGUAGCAUCAACUAUGCCUCCAUCUGAAUCUAAUUAUAUAUUAAAUAACACAGAGCUGCCUGUGACGUCAAUGGAAGUUGAUACUUCAACACAAACUGUAGAGAGAUCAAAAGAAACAAGCACGAUAUCUGAGCAUACAGUUUCUUUAGUAAGGGGCUGGGGCGAAAAAACUGAGUUUUUGAUUACGAAAGAAAGUGAAAUGACAACUGUCACUGUUCCAGAAUUUUUGAAUUAUACACAUUCCUAUUCCUCUUAUACUAAUAAUACGGAAAGCAGGGAAUCUACAGCAAAUAGUUUUGCCUCUGAUGAUACAGAAAAGACAUCAGUUGAUACAACAUUAAGCACAUUGGAAGCCUCGACAACCGAAAGUACAAUCGCUUUAUCAGUUUCAGGCUUCGAUGAAAUUUCUAACAUAACCUUAGAAACCAACCCUACAACAUCUCAUACCCAAGACAUUGAUCAAUCUACUUCAGUUUACGAAAUAAAUGUUCCUGUAUUAACAACCACUAGUGAGAUGCAUAACGCUGAAACCCCUGAAGCUACAAUCCAUGGUGAUCAUUGGUUGGAUGACUUGUAUGAUUAUUAUGAUUACUAUUUAGAUCCUUUCUAUGAUCAUAAUCCCCAUAUUAGCGAAAGCAAGCCAAAUAAAAAUACAGAAGUGCCUCUUGAGACAGUUAAUAAUCACAAGAUAACUUUUGCUCCAAUCGGCACGUUUGAUGCUUUGGUUCAAGAAAAGAAUCAAUUAUCUGGAAAUUCACAUUCUUCAAGUGAGACUUUAGAUACUAAAAUUUCUUAUGAAACCACUUCAUCCCUUAAUUUGACUACAACAGUUGUCCCUAUAGAUAACCAAACUUCUCGUCCAACAAUUCCAAAUGAAAUCAAAACGCAUUCGAAAGUCACUCCUGGUUCCGUUCUCAAACGUCCACAAAAACCCUUUCUACCUAGUAUACCACAAGAAAGACCGUCUAUUAAGAAGCCUUCUAAGCCACCCGUAACUGUUUCAAGUACAGAGCAUAGCAAAGAAUUAACUACUGAGAAGUUUGUCUCGGAAAGUAUUGAACUAACAACUUAUCAAUCCAUUCCUGAGAGUAUUAUAGACGGUAUAAAGACAACCAUAGUUACAAUUGACAAUCAUAGACCUCCUGUUCAUGAUUCUAGUAGCAGUAUUAGCAGUCAAUCCUUAUUUCCAAGUCCCGUUUACCAACCUGUCACUGAUGCUGGAGAUAAAUCGGAAACAGAAAAUUUUAUUUCCGAAUCUACUUUGGAACCUGAUAAAUUUUCGGUUUUUGACAUCUCGAAUGGUUCCACAGAGGAAAUAAAACAUAAUGAGACGGAUACUACAGACGUACACCCAAUCGACAAUUUAAUUAACGAUGUCGAGGAAACAGUGGCGGAAACCUCAACAAACAUUCCCACAAUUCGAUAUCCAUUUCCAACAAUACUUAUGCAGCAUACAACGAAGCGACCAGUAAUUACCGAUUCACCAAAUAAACUUCAAACGCAAUUCGACACUGAUACAACAAAUUCUACUUUUAAAGAAUCCACAACAAAUUCCCUCCCAGGAGUAACAGUUACUUCGCAGACUUCAUUUAGCGAAGAGAUAAGUGACUCCACACCAGAAGAUGUUACUUCAUUACAUGAAGUAACUUUUGGUGCAACUGUUAAGAAGCCAGUUGAAGAGGUUGCUUCUACACUAUCAGUAACUGAUAAAAGCACCGAAAUAUCUCAACAAACAGAAUCAACUAGUGUAUCUAAUAGGGAUGAAACGUCAACUUUACAAGAAUCAGUGACGUCAACAACAAAUAUGCCUGAUGUUACAACACCAACAUCAAUUACAACAACCAAUAUUAUCUAUACAUCAACCGAUAUAGAUUUAUCUUCAGCUGAUUAUAAGGAGGUAUGUGGUAAGCCAAUUCCAGGACCAAUGGGACGAAUCGUUGAUGGAGGAAACUCGUAUUUUGGAGAAUGGCCUUGGGUGGUUUCAUUAAGACAGUGGAAAGCAAACUCUUUCAAACAUAAAUGCGGAGCUACACUUUUGAAUGAAUUUUGGGCAAUAACUGCUGCACAUUGCGUUGAAAACGUUCCUCUUACGGACAUUCUUCUUCGAAUGGGCGAAUAUGAUAUUACUCACGAAAACGAACCUUUACCAUUCGUGGAGAGAAGAGUCCAGAUCAUUGCCUCCCAUCCUCAAUUUGAUCGCAGAACCUUCGAAUACGACUUAGCUCUAUUACGCUUCUACGAACCUGUCGUGUUCCAAAGAAAUAUCCUUCCUGCUUGUGUCCCAACAGGCAACGACACCUAUGUUGGAAGAUACGCAACUGUUACUGGAUGGGGAAGAUUGUAUGAAGAUGGACCUCUUCCUGAUGUGAUUCAGGAGGUAUCUCUUCCAAUCAUCACCAACAAGCAGUGCGAGAGCAUGUACAAGCAAGCAGGAUUCGUUGAGGACAUACCGGACAUAUUCAUUUGUGCGGGAUACGUGAAUGGUGGAAAGGAUUCCUGCGAGGGUGAUUCUGGUGGACCAAUGGUAUUGCAAGAAAGUGACGGACGCUGGGUAUUGGCUGGCGUGAUAUCUUGGGGUAUUGGUUGUGCCAUGCCCAACCAACCCGGCGUUUAUACAAGGAUAACCAAAUUUUCUGAAUGGAUCAACCAAAUCAUCAUUUUUUAGGUGUUUUCUUGCUUCUUAGACAUAUCUUUCAUGACAAUCAUUAAGAACAUAUCGUGUAUUUAUUGACAUUUCCCCCCCAUUUUCUGACGGAAAAUGUGGCCACCUCAUUUCAAAGUUACAGAGACUAAAAUUCUGUAAAUCAACUUUAUUUAACUGGAAGAGAUAAUUAGCAUCUACGAAAGAAAUCAUAUUCUUUGUGUCUUAAAUUAUAUUUAUAUGUGAUGGAUUUUGCGAGUUGCCAGCCACGACGAACAAAUACAAGAUGCAGGACAUCUUAUUGUUAAAAUAUUUAUUAUACUCGUGUCAGUCAUUUGAGCAUCUUAUUUAUGAACAUUGAUUGCAGAAAUACAUAUUUGAAAUGUAGUAAGCUUGAUGCAAGGUUUACUGUGUUUUCAAUCUUUAUCAUUACUUUUGAUAAUAAAUGAUUUUAAAAGAA
Molecule: messenger RNA, 5606 nt
Organism: Argiope bruennichi
Lineage: Eukaryota; Metazoa; Arthropoda; Arachnida; Araneae; Araneidae
Product: mucin-2-like
Exons: 9
Coding region: 449-5170 (1573 amino acids)
Biological process (GO): proteolysis
Molecular function (GO): serine-type endopeptidase activity
Source: RefSeq, a predicted model, not a curated record